Microtus ochrogaster (prairie vole) is the source of this 2904-nucleotide messenger RNA. RefSeq names its product KLF transcription factor 6 (gene Klf6). NCBI's taxonomy places the organism in Eukaryota, Metazoa, Chordata, Mammalia, Rodentia, Cricetidae. The record is from RefSeq and is a predicted model, not a curated record. Gene Ontology annotation, molecular function: RNA polymerase II cis-regulatory region sequence-specific DNA binding; DNA-binding transcription factor activity, RNA polymerase II-specific. Gene Ontology annotation, biological process: regulation of transcription by RNA polymerase II.
GCAGCGGAGCUUUGAAUAGGGAAGUUUUGCAGGGGUUACGCUUGCAGUCAGUCCGCUGUUUGCAAAUAUUGCGUGGGCUCGGCGCGCUGCGGGCUGCGGGAGGGUCCGGACCCGGCGUCCGAUUGCAGCGCCAUCCAGUUUGCAUGAAACUUUCACCUGCGCUCCCGGGGACAGUUUCUGCUCCGACUGCUGAUCGCUCUCCUCCCUGUUUUCCCGACAGCGGGGACUGUCUUUUCCAACCCGACAUGGAUGUGCUCCCAAUGUGUAGCAUCUUCCAGGAACUACAGAUUGUGCACGAAACGGGCUACUUCUCGGCUCUGCCGUCCCUGGAGGAAUAUUGGCAACAGACCUGCCUGGAGUUGGAACGCUAUCUUCAGAGUGAGCCCUGCUAUGUGUCAGCCUCUGAGAUAAAAUUUGACAGCCAGGAAGAUCUGUGGACCAAAAUCAUUCUAGCUCGGGAGAAGAAGGAGGACUCAGAACUGAAGAUUUCUUCCAGUCCCCCAGAAGACUCUCUGAUCAGCCCCAGCUUUAAUUAUAACUUAGAGACCAACAGCCUGAACUCUGACGUCAGCAGCGAGUCUUCAGACAGUUCUGAGGAACUUUCACCCACGACCAAAUUUACCUCUGAUCCCAUCGGUGAAGUCUUAGUCAGUUCAGGAAACCUGAGCUCCUCCGUCAUCUCCACACCUCCUUCUUCUCCAGAAGUGAACAGGGAAUCUUCUCAACUAUGGGGCUGUGGACCAGGAGACCUACCCUCACCAGGGAAGGUUCGCAGUGGGACGUCAGGGAAGUCUGGUGACAAGGGUAGUGGCGACGCCUCCCCGGAUGGCAGGAGGAGGGUACAUCGAUGCCACUUUAACGGCUGCAGGAAAGUUUACACUAAAAGCUCCCACUUGAAAGCACAUCAGCGCACUCACACAGGAGAAAAGCCUUACAGAUGCUCAUGGGAAGGUUGUGAGUGGCGUUUUGCAAGAAGUGAUGAAUUAACCAGACACUUCCGGAAGCAUACCGGUGCCAAGCCUUUUAAAUGCUCUCACUGUGACAGGUGUUUCUCCAGGUCUGACCACCUGGCCCUGCACAUGAAGAGGCACCUCUGAGGGAGCAGAGGAUGAAUCCUGUAGGCUAAAAGAGGCUUCCAGGCUGAGAGGCGGCCAUGGAAGGAGGGAUGCCUGUUCCAGCCAAAGCAUGCCAUUUUGCUUCCUGCCCAGUUACCUCCAGGGGCCUCUCUUUGGAAGGUCUUUUGAGGGCUACAAAAGUCGUGUCAGAAGCGGCAUAGCACCCACGCACGGUGCAUGGUGUUUGGGUGACCCUGGACUCGCCUCGCCACUGGUUCCUAACCUUCUGAGAGGCUCCCGAGCCUUCUGCCGUGAGCAUGCGCACUGAGAAUGUUAAUGGGUGGGAGGACUGUAUGUUGAGGAUCUAUUACUGACUGUAUGGUGAGGCAGACUUUUUUUUUCCCCCCUUGUGGUAGCAAAUAACUGCAAGAGACAGAAAAAAAGCAGUUUGAAUGUUUUGUGUGUGAGGAGUAUACCAAGGAAUGAGUUUACCACCAAUCAUUUCCUGAAGGGUGUCUGCACCUUAAAAAAUAAAUAAAUAAAUAAAUAAAAACAAAAAUUAAAAAAAAUUAAAAAUUAAAAAAAAAAAAGAAAAAAAAAGGAAAAACUUGGAGGGUGGGAGUGGGAACUCAGGACCCCAUAGUGGUGAGUGUGAAGGGCAAGGGUAGCACCUUUGCCCUUGCCGUGUGAAAGGGCCUUCUGGUGUCUGGUGCAGCUCUGGAAUGUGCAGUGUGUCAAGUAGCUUGUUGUACUGGCUACGCGGAGCUCAUUUGUAACCCAUUGUAUAAGCUGUAUUUACAAAUAACAGUGGUCAUUUCCCCUUAAAAUACAAAAAAGUCGUGCAUGGUCUGGGGGAGCUAUAUAUGUUUCCAUGUUUAAAUUGGGUCUCCAAUCUUGAUUCCAACUAAUAAGCAGCUAUAUCAGAUUCAGUUUGUUUAAAAAUAAUGAUUCCUUAAGCCAUUUAGGCCUGGCAAGACACGACCCCCGGAUCCUUCUGUUUUGUAACACUCCCUGUACAACCUGGUAUUGUGCAGUGUAGGGUCGUAUUUUCAAUGACUCAGAGUUUGAAUUUCCUUUUUGGAGAAUCUUAAGGUGCCCUUUGAAGAAAUUGGACAUGUGUCAAAUGUCUAAAUGCCUGGGCCUGGAAAUUACUGGUCUAAUGUCACAUUAGGCUAAGAACAUACACUUUUUUUCUCAGUCGGGUGGAUCAAACCACUAAGCUUAGAAACCGUUUUUCUCAUGCAGCUAUGUCUCUCUUAUUUAUGCCUUGAGGACUAAUUCUGGUUUUCUAGCUGUUAAUGCACUGUUGACCUUCAUAAUGGUGCCUUAUGCAACUGGCCCUUUUGUGGGGUCAAAUACAGGGGAAUGGGUGAUGCAUGCUUAAUUAAGGCUCUUUUUUCACCUGGCAUUGUACUGUAUCCAUGUAUAAUACGGAAAACAGAAAAAAAAACAAAAAACAAAACAAAACGAAAAACAACAACAACAAAAAAACCACCUCUUUAAGAUCCUCCACAAUGACAAAUAGGUGAAAACUCCUUGGACAUGUCAACAUGUGUUCCUUUCCAACAACUUGACUGUCAGUGUUAACACGGGAAAAAAAAAUAGACGUGAUAAUUGAAAACUAAUUCUGCUACCAUGAGACUCUUUUAGAGACCUUGCACAAUUGUACAGAUCACACACACCGGCUGUAUUUAUUAUGUAACACUUUCACACAUAUUAAAGAUACAGAAGUAUAAAAAAAAUGUCAAUAUUUUGCUCAAAAGGCACAAGUUUUGAGUACCUGUCUAGCUCUCUGUUGGUAAUACUGAAAGUGUACUGCUUUUUUUCUUUUUUUGAAGAAAAAGUGGAU